AUGUGCUCCUACUUACGGAAAACGUCAUCAUAUCGUAUUCCUUCACUUCCAGCAUCUACCAUCGGUCAAUCAAUGAAAUCCAAAAGAACGUUCUCCUCAUCUAACAGCAAUUUGAAGAUCUUUUGGGGUUCCUCAUCCGUUAUUUCACAAGCUAUCAGGAUACAAGGGUCUCGCCAUAUCAACAAGAUUUUGAUUUCGAAGCAUUCCGGGCUACGAUGUAUGUCCGACUCACGUCCAGAGUCUGGGCCCGAAAAGCCUACUCAAGAACAGUUGCGACACAAAGCAGAUUUUACUAAAGCUUCGGAAACAAUUCAGACGACAGAAAUAAUACCAGAAGAACUUCGUCUAAUCGGCGAAAUCCGCCAAAAAUCCGCGCCCAUGCGUUGGGUCUUUAUCAAGUUGGCGUGGAGGUUAUUUAAAAGACUGCUUUUCAGCAAUACCAAAGACCAAGAUAUGUCGAAAUCAUUGAAAAUCUUGCAGAAUUCCCAGACAUUAGCAGAGCGCACAAAAAAAGACUUCAAAAGCUUAAUGGAUUUUGAUAAUCUCCUGCGGGGUGCUGUGUCAAAAUACUGCAGGAAUACCUCUUGUAAUGAUAAGAUUACCAUCAACGGUAAUGUGGAUCCACUUCUAAUUGCGGUGCGUCUUCACAGACUGCGCAAGUCGAUGGAGGAAAUGCAAGAUUUAGAGAAGCUUGUACGAGAACAGAUGAAGGAAGUUGUAGGAGAAUUGUGA
Molecule: messenger RNA, 732 nt
Organism: Lentinula edodes (shiitake mushroom)
Lineage: Eukaryota; Fungi; Basidiomycota; Agaricomycetes; Agaricales; Omphalotaceae
Exons: 4
Coding region: 1-732 (243 amino acids)
Source: RefSeq, a predicted model, not a curated record